AUGUCUUUAGAUUACGAAAUCUACAAAGAAGGCGGUACACUGAACGAUAGAUAUCAGAAAAUUGAAGAUUUGAGCGAGGGAUCUUACGGGUAUGUGUCGCUAGCCAAGGAUCUAAAGUUAAAAAGGCUAGUGGCUGUUAAAUACAUCUUUAAGCUUGACGAAGAUGACGACAAUAACGAUUGUAACGACGCGGACAAUUCUAGAAUUGAGGAAUUGCCUGAUGGAGAUAUUAACAAGAACAAUGAGUUCGAGAACAACAAGGAGAAGGAGAAUAGUUCCCGGGAAAAGAAAAAUAUGAUGAAGUAUAAGAAGUCACUAAUUUCUUCGAAGAUCAGAUCCAGGUUGUCCAAUAACAUUUGUCUUGAAGCAAUGUAUGAGGUUGAUAUUCAAACCAAGAUUGGGUUCCACGAAAACAUUGUUCAAUUAUAUGACUUUUUCGACUCUUACAUUAUCAUGGAAUACUGUUCAGGAGGUGAUUUGUAUGAAGCCAUCAAAGAUGAUCUUGUUCCAAAGAAGACCAAGGAGAUUACUCAUAUAUUAACUCAAAUCCUUGAUGCAAUUGAAUUUGUACACAACAAACAAAUUUAUCACCGUGACAUCAAACCAGAAAACAUCUUAAUCACUAGCUUAAUCGAUUGGAAGAUCAAGCUAACAGAUUGGGGUCUGGCUACAACGGAUGAAAAAUCUUAUGACAGAAAUGUUGGUUCUGAGAGAUACAUGCCCCCAGAGUUGUUUGAAAGUAACUUGGAUAUUGAUGAAAGAAAAGAACCUUAUGACUGUAGCAAAGUUGAUUUAUGGUCCAUUGGUAUUGUGUUUUUGAAUGUUGUCUUUUACAAGAACCCUUUUAGAAUUGCUGACCAAUCUGAUAAAUCCUUUUGUUAUUUUGCAUCCAAUAGAGAGGCGCUUUUUGAUGUCUUCUCGACGAUGACAUACGAUUUCUUCCAGGUGCUAAGAUACAGUUUGACCAUCGAUCCAACUAACAGAGAUAUCCAAAAGAUUAGAGCUGAAUUGAAGAAUCUCUCCCAAUACACGCUUGACGAUAAUUACUACAAUGAGGAAUUGGACAGGGAAGAAGAAGAAGAAGAAGUCGAAGACAUUUUCGACAAGCCUCAAGCACCUCCUUCAUCUGCUCCUGUAUCUCUUCCUACUCCAGUUUCCUCAUCGAAACCACUUCCAAAAUUGCAGGAUGAUUUCACAUUUCUUCAGUCAUCUCCUACUGAUGUGGAUGAUGGAAUCAGUUAUGAUCCUCAUGAGGAAAAUGAAAGGGACAACCAGUUCCAGCAUGAUGAGAAGCCAGAUGUGAUUCAACCAAAAGUGGAAGAUAGCCAUGGAGAAGUUAAAGAAAGGGCCAAAUCGGUUCCUAAAUUUAGAUUCCAAAAGCGCUCAAAGAAGCCUAUCAAAAACAACAAUAACAAUUUCUACUCUGUUGGUGGUAGUAAGGCUAUUAAGAUUGAACCAAGACGUAGGAGUAAGAUCAUCAAAAAUUCAAGAAAACCGUUGGGAAUUCCGACACCAAACACUCAUAUCAACAACUAUAUGUCAGAAUAUGAAAGCAAGAGAGAUGAAUUCUUUCAUACUCGUCAAUUCUUUACACCUCCAAGUGUUCAGAACAGAUACAUGGAAGGUAUAUUCAAUAAAGGAUAUAAUAAUAGUAGAUAUCAAAACAAACAAGGAAACGGAAAACAUUGGAAUAACAAAUACUUCAGUCAUCAUAACGGACAACACCAAAACGGUAAGUCCAACUCAAGGAGAAGACCAAGUUCUGCAGGUAUCAACUAUAAUGGCAAUGUUAAAAAUGUUUUUCCACGCUUUGUACACAACAGUAAUUUGAACCCAAAUUCAGGUAGAAGAAGCUCCGUUCACACUGUGCAGCAUUCUCCAGGAACUUAUAUUCCUCCAAAUGCAAGACAUGACAUCAAAAACAACGCAACUGGUCAUAAGUACAGUACUUCACAUAGUGCAGUCUCAAACGGCUUGCCUUACAGCUCCCAUAAUAAUCAUGUCCCUGACAUCUCAACAGUAUUGGAUUCACAUCACGAGACCGCUAAGGUUGAUCUAGGUAACCUAACUGCUCAGGCCUACCGUCAACAUAUUGGCAGAGAAACAGAUCAUUUCAACAUGAGAAAUGGGUUUGAGAUGGAUGACCAUGAGCAUGAUUCAGAUGAUAUCUUGUUUUCACUUGAUGAAAAUGAACACGAUUCAUUUGUUGAUGAUAUGCAGCACCUGUCCUUGAGCAGCCAUACAGACCAUCCUGAACCGGAUUCUCAUACAUCUAACGGAUUCAUUAGGAAUGAUCUUCCACCUUUAACGAUCAAUGGUAUAAUGAAUAGUAUCUCGACAAGAACAUCAACACCAUCGUCUACUAGAUCAAGACGUUCAAAUGGUGGUAACGAUUUACCGGAUUUGUUAAAAUCACCAGUUCUUGCCGAAACUCCUUUGAGCAGUAUCCACAAUGGUGAUCCAAGACCUGCUAUUAACGUUAAUGGAAAUCCAUUGUUGGAGAACAUUAAGCAUCCACAGCAUAUGCGGACUUAUGGUGUGAAAAUCCCUAGCCUGGAAACACCAUCAAAACAAUCUCAGGAAAGACAAUUUAAACCUGGUGUUUACGUUCCACCGCAUCAGCGCAGAAGUUUCAAUUUAGGUGCAGGCACCGGAAUGAAUAACAGAGCGCAUAUUAUUAAUGGAACAAAUGAGGCCACCUUAUCUGUGACACCAAACUCUGUCCAAUAUGGAGGCGCCUAUAAAAACCGACGUGGAAGCCUUCCAGCUAGUGCUUUCGGCGGCUAUAACCGCAGGUAUACCACUGGUAAUUCAGCUCAUCGCCCUAACAUUUUACAGCAUGACAUAUAUGAUAGAAUGGAUAACGAUGCCCUUGAAUUCGAAGACGAUGAGCCACCAUUUCAAAAUAGAAAUCAUCAUAGAAGACACAAUUCUAAAAGAAAAGAAGUGCCUGAUAUGUCCAACACAUCAAAUACCCCUGAAGAAAAAACAAUGUUUGGCCCAUAUGACAUAUACUCGAAGACCAAUGGCCAGAACUACCCGAACGCUAGAAAGUCUAGUGUUCUUCAAGAAGACAUGGUGGGAUCUUUAGAACAGUACAAGAACUACUGGUUGAUGCUACAACAACAACAAGAUUAA
Molecule: messenger RNA, 3138 nt
Organism: Nakaseomyces glabratus
Lineage: Eukaryota; Fungi; Ascomycota; Saccharomycetes; Saccharomycetales; Saccharomycetaceae
Gene: KSP1
Product: putative serine/threonine protein kinase KSP1
Biological process (GO): chromosome segregation; protein phosphorylation
Cellular component (GO): mitotic spindle pole body; cytoplasm; nucleus
Molecular function (GO): protein serine/threonine kinase activity; ATP binding
Source: RefSeq, a predicted model, not a curated record